Messenger RNA from Betta splendens (Siamese fighting fish), 735 nucleotides. It is a transcript of the gene selenoh, whose product is annotated as selenoprotein H. NCBI's taxonomy places the organism in Eukaryota, Metazoa, Chordata, Actinopteri, Anabantiformes, Osphronemidae. The record is from RefSeq and is a predicted model, not a curated record. Gene Ontology annotation, cellular component: Golgi apparatus. The transcript has 5 exons.
UACACGUCUUGCCUACAAUGGUCCGGUCCGUCUUCUUUAACUCCCCCCUUCGGUUUAGGACGUUGGUACAUUCGACCAGCGCGGGAACGUUUUGUAUCCGCAAUGGCGUCCAAAACAGGUCGUCGAGGCACCAAACGCAAAGCGGAGGUCCAGGCUGAGGAGGAGAGAGCUUCCGUGGAGGAGAAAAAGAACCGAGAGGAGAGGGAGGACGGAGAGACCGGUCAGAGAGUGGUGAUUGAACACUGUAAAAGCUGACGAGUGUAUGGGCGUAAUGCUGAGGAGGUGAAAUCUGCUCUCCUGGCUGCCCACCCUGGACUGAGUGUGGUCCUCAACCCUGAGAAACCACGCAGGAACAGCUUCGAGAUCACUCUGCUGGAUGGAGGCAAGAAAACAUUUCUGUGGACUGGAAUAAAGAAGGGGCCACCUCGUAAGCUGAAGUUUCCUCAGCCUGAUGUUGUAGUUGCUGCUCUGCAAGAGGCUCUAAAAACUGACUAGGCACCAUGUGAAGCAAAAAGCUCAGGGGACGUGGCUUAUGGACGCAGAAUGACGAGGAGUGAUCAAGGAGUUCUUCUCAAUCGCUCUUCUGAUGAUCAAAGCUCCAUCAGCGCUAACCUCUAUGCAGAUGGUGACACCUAGUGGAGUGUUACAGAGCAAACAAUUCUGUCUUGCGAUCUCAGUCUCUUUUCUUUCUGAACGGUUAUAGUAAUGUUUUUCUUGAAUAAAGUAUUGUUGAAA